Besnoitia besnoiti is the source of this 10911-nucleotide messenger RNA. RefSeq lists its product as uncharacterized. The coding region runs from base 1 to 10911 and encodes 3636 amino acids. The transcript is spliced from 13 exons. The record is from RefSeq and is a predicted model, not a curated record. Gene Ontology annotation, cellular component: nucleus; HIR complex. Lineage: Eukaryota; Apicomplexa; Conoidasida; Eucoccidiorida; Sarcocystidae. Gene Ontology annotation, biological process: chromatin organization; DNA-templated transcription. Gene Ontology annotation, molecular function: nucleosome binding; protein binding.
AUGUUUGUCGAGCGCCUUCUCCAAGUCCACCACGGUGGCUUGCCCAUCACCUCUCUCGACUUCCAGCCGCAUGCCGCGCCUUGGGACCUGGAGCGCCUGGCGACCGCAGCCGCGAACUGCGUGAAGAUUUGGGCACUCCACUCGCACUCGCCUGCUCUGGUGCGAUCGCUUUUGAACACAAAGGCUGCGGGCGAGGACUCCGGCGGCCCGCCGGGGUCCCAGAAGCGCCGAAAGUGCGAGGCCUCGCCGCCGGCGUCUCCUCCUCCCGCGACGCCGGGUGGAGACGCUCCGCCGAGCGUCGCCAAGGAGGACGGCGCCGAGGCGCUGCGUGCCGCGUCGGCCUCGUCCGUCCUGCCAUCGGCAGCCUCCGCGCCCAAUCGAGAGCCGCCGGCGCUGUCCCGCCCGCCGCUGACGGUGGCGGCCUGCGUGUGGACUGCCGCGGAGCAUCGCUCGGAGAUCACCACUCUCCGUUGGGCGCCCACUGGCGAGUAUCUAGCCACCUGCGACGCCGAGGGCAACCUCUUUAUCUACGCGCUGAAUCUCCCCUCGACGCCGUCGCCGCUGCCAGAGAAGAAGGGAAAGAACGCGCGACAGGACGCGACAUCCUUGGCCUUUUCAUGUGCGUCUUCCUCGCGCUCCGCCGGCGUGCCCUGCCUGUGCCCGUCUUUCUACCCGUCCCCGUGCGCAGCGCCCUGGCUGAAGCCCGCAAGGCCCGGUGCCAGCGGCCAGGCGUCAAGUGCAGGCGUCUACGCAGAGAAGUGGCGACAGGUGUCGGCGUGUCUGUGCUCCGCUGUGGGGCACGUCUUCGACAUGUGCUGGUGCCACGACAGCCGAACUGUCGCCCUCGCUGGAGGAAGCGGAAAGAUCGCGCUGGUAGACAUCAGAAGGCAAGAAAUCACCACGGUCGUCGCUCUCCCGGACGGCGAGUCGGGCAUGGUCAAAGGCGUCGCCUGGGAUCCGCAGGCGUCUCUGCUCGCAGCCCAUACGAGCGAGAAGAAGGUUUUCGUGUGGCGAACCCAACGCCGCGCCGGGGCGGGAAAGAAGGCUGGUGACAAGACGGCGUGGAGCUGCUCGCUCGUCUUCCAGCACGACGAUCUCUUACAGGGCGGCCAGCCAGACACUCCCGGACCCCGCCGCCUGUCGUGGCAUCCCCAAGGCACAUUUUUGGCCCUUCCGUUCGCGGAGCGCAACGGCCGCGUUUUCGGGUGCUGCCUGCGCGUUCAAGACGAUGCGGCGCCAGCCAGCGAAGGCUUCGAGGCCGAGACGGCCUCAAGGAACGGGAUGCCCGACACGCUUUCGCCUGGAACGGCACAUAAGAGCAAACAGAGUGCAUCCGACACGGCCAAGAGCGUUUUUUCGUCUGAGCCGCCUCUGCGCCUCCGCGGCCACCGACGACCUAUUCGCAUUGUUCGAUUUUCCCCAGAUCUCCUCGUUAUGCGCGGCUCAGCCUCCGAGGGCGCACAAGGCGAAAAAUGGCGCAGCAAGGGGGCUGGCGCUUCUGCAGACGAAAAGAGGCUUCAGACAGACCUCUGCUGUCUGUACGCCCAAGCGAGCCUAGACGGUGCUCUCUCGAUAUGGCAGUUUUCACCGGGCUCUGCUGCGCAGUCGAGCUCCAAAAGCGCUUCGUGCGCGAGUUCAGGCAGCGGCGCUGGCGAGAAGAAAGAGGAGCAGGGCCGCGCGCCGGCCGACAAGUCGCAGAUGCGGUGCCUGGCGGUCCUGGUGAACUUCCUUGACGAGAACUCGACUCUGCAGGACAUCGCUUGGGGGCGGCAUGGCCAGUGGCUUGCGGCGGCUUGCACCGGCGGGGCGGUGACCCUGAUCUCUCUUCCGCACGACGCCAUGCAAGUGAACUUCGCUACGAACUGGCUGGCCUUCCAGUUGUCGUCUUCCGGUCCCGGCGUCGCCGACUCGACGGAGGCUGCUGUCGCUUCCUCGUCGCUGUCGCCGGCUGAAUCGCAGGCGUCUCCUGCCUGCGGAGCCCAGCCGCCCGGGGCUGCGGCCUCUUCGCGGGCUUCGGCUGCUCUGGCCAGUCGCCUGCGAGACCCGCCAUCUCCUGGCAGCGAAGAAGCGUUUGCGUCCGCCGUGUCCUUCUCGCAGGAGAAGGACGGGCGGCCUGUGUGUGCAUGUGCGUGCAAAUGCUGCUGCUGCGUUCUGCAUCGGCACUUUGCCUUCGCGCCGUGCAGUCCUCCUCCACCUGCCGCGUCCUCUGUGUCGUCGCUGGCGGACACGAAUGGACAGGCAGCUUGCGUGAAGGCCGACUCGUUCGCCUCCGCGUCGUCCGCGGCCUGUGCGGCGGCGGCGGCAGCGCGGAGGGGCAGAGGAGACAAAAAGGAGGACGAGGACCGCAGAAAAGUGGGCGCCAUGCAGGUCGAAUCUGUCACGGCCGGCGGCAAGAGACGCAUUCGCCCAGUGCAGCUUACGGGGCAACAGGGAGCGGCAGGCUUGGCCAUUCGUAACGGUGAGGGCGCCGCCGCCAGCGGCCUUCGCAUCGAGUCGGCGAGGGCCCACGGCGACAAGGACAACGCCUCUGAGACAGACGCCAAAAAGGCGAAGCAGGACAAGACGUCGUCCGUGUCCGCGCCGGCGACUAAGCUACCUGCCGUGCCGCCAGCUUCGUCAGCCUUCUGUUCCGCUCUCUCCGCGUCGCUUCAGACCUUCUUGGCUUCUGGAGAGGACCGGCCUACUCACGUCGCUGCGUCUCCCUUGCCCUCGUUUCCGUCCGUGCUCCCGUCGCCCCCCCCGCCAGCUGGGUCAGCGGCUUCGGGCGCGCCUUCGGCGGGAGGGUCCUCCUUUUCAGCGCGUUCGGCCGCAGCGGACGCGGGGGCGGGGCUGCAGGACGACGACGGCAGCGACUUUCUCCUCAUGCUUCAGCGACAAGGCGAGGAAGUCCAGCGCGCGCUGCAGGGCACGCCGCGUCCACUCGCCAAGUCUUUGCCUUCUUCGUCUCCCUCCUCCCCGACGGCGGGUGUGCCGUCAGCCCCCCCUUCGUCUCUCCGUCCCCCCUACGAGACUGCACUCUCCCCCCAGGGCAGACAGCCGGGCCUCCCGGUGUCCUUGGCGGACGUGUUUGCGGGCGGCGGCGGCGGCGCGGCGGCUUCGGGUGCGCCUGCCGCAGGGCAAGGUUGCGCAGCCGAGGAGCGGAAAGAAUCCGAGGCAGACAGAGAAAGACCGAAAGACCGCAGCGCUCGCUGCGCGUCUCACUUCCUUUCCCAGGUGCUUGUAGCUCGCCGAGGGCAGCCGUCGGCGCAGCCUCCGCUCUCUUCGCUGCCGAGCAAAUCGGGGGUGUGGGCGACGCCCUCAGUGUCCUUCGUCACGGCUUCGCCGGCUGCUUCCGAGUCUGGAGCCGCGCCGUCUCAUCCGUCUGCUGCCCCGGCCUCGUCGCUCUCGGGGGCGAAGUUGGCGCUCUCUGCGCCGGCUGCUUUUCUCGCUUCGCACAGGCAGGAAGCGAUGCGACUUCAGCCUGGCGCGGGUCCUCACGGCGGAGGCGCAGCGGCCUCGGAAGAGAGUGCUCAGGGCGGUUUUCUGUCGGGCGUCCCGUCCGUGGCCUCGCGGGCCUUGUUGACGGCUGCGCCGUCUCUGCACCAGGCUUUCCCCGGCGUUCAAGGCCCCGUGUACUCGCUAGGGUCUCCACGAGCGGCACUCUCUGCUUCAUGGGAGGGCAGUUUGGCGCUCCCGUCAGGUCGCGCCUCGAAUGACGGAGGCACUGUUUUGCUCUCUUCUUCGCACGGGAGCGGCACGGCUGUCCUGCGUGCGCAGCCUGUUCCCGUCUUGCCGCCGCAUAUCAAGGCUCCAGUUCUCCCCUCCGUCUCGGCCGCUGCUGCGCCUCCUCUGUCGGGUUCACGGGCGUCGCCUGCUGUCGCAACUUCUCUUGUGCGCGGCGCUCUGUCGCAUGCUGCGGCUCUCGGUCUCGCCGAAGCGGCUGCAGCCCACUCCAGUGCUGUGUCGCCUGCGCUUCUGCGCGACACGAACGCGGCGUGUCUUGCCCGUUCGCGCAGCGCCUCACUCCCUCCUCAACCUCCGUGCUCACCGCAGCCGCUUGUCGCUUCGGGCCAACCCGCUGCUGCAGCCGCCUCGUUUCCUCAGUUCCCCUCUCUCCUCCCGCCAGCGCCCCCCGGGGCCUCCCCUCGGGCGUCGUGCGGAGCGGAGCGAAGACGCAUCGCCUCCACAGACGCCGGAGGUGCGCUGUACGCAGACUCGGCGCUGCAUUUCUCUCUGCUUCAACAAGUGAAGCAGAUGCUGGCGACGCACUCUGCGGGCGCUGUCGCAACCGGCGCAUCGGCUGACGCCGGACAACGAUGCGAGGGCCGAGAGAUGGAAUCGCGCGCGGACCUGAGGCAAGAGACGCAACCCGUGUGCCACAGCCGUCUCCUUCGAACGGCGCCGAUGGCAAACGCUAGCCCGCUUGCCGCCCUCCGGAGAGAAGCGCGCGCCGAACCCGAGGCGCGACAUGCGCGCGCAGACGCGCCCUGCUGCGCGGCGCUGCCAGCCGGCGAGCGGCGACUCUCGCCUUCGGUAGUUGCGCUCGCGAUCUCCCCAGAAGCACCCAGGGAAGCCCUCCCAUCGCCAGAGACGUCUGCUCAGCAGCGCGAGUGGGAGCUGGCGUCGCAGAACUUCUGGCGAGCGACGCGCGAGAUGAGGCAGGUGGCGAAGGAGAACGAGAAACGGCAGGCAGACGUGCGCAGCGGGCAAGGAACACCCGCGACGCAGCAGAGGCUCUCCGCGGAGGGGACGCCCGCGUCGUGGCUCGCAGCGGGAAGGCCCGCGGGAGCCGCCCCGGGCGGUGGAGGCGAAGGCGAGAGGGCGGGCGCGCACGCCGAGACGGCUCCGGGAGCGGAAGAAGACAGAGAAGAGAAGAGGGCGCCCGCGCUGCGCCUGACUAAAGACUACGUCUGUGGUUGGACGCCUCCAGAGUGGCUGCGCAACGCGCAACUGGGUCGCCGGGGAGGCGGCGGCGGCUUCGAAAGGGCUAACGCCCGGUGGGCGCGUGUGGAGAAGGGCGUCGGUGAGGAGGGAGGUGAAGCUGAACGGGAAGCAGAGGUGAGUCAUGAAGGACGACGCGACGGAGUUGGCGACCACGCAAACGAGUGGGCGGCAAGAAACAUCUGGGAACAGGAGGGACGCGAGGAGAGGCCAGAGGAAAGCUGCGAAGAAGCCUGCGAGCGUGAACACAGACAAAAAAGGGGAGACACGCGCGGAGAUUUGCUCGCGACAGACGCGACCCAGAGGGACAGGGCCCCUUUCCGCCCUCCGUUUGCGGCGAUUCUGUCGGAGCUGGCAAAGUUUGACGUCCCCCCAGAUCUCGAGCUCUGCGAAGACCUCUUUGCGCCGCUUUCCACCCGCCAGCCGACCGAUAACGAGGAUGGUGAUGAGGAAGAAGAACGCUUACCGGUGAGGACAACCUCAGAGAUCGUUUGCGGGUGCGAGCCGCCCGUCGCAGUUGCAUCUCGCCUCUGCUUCGUGGAGUUUGCUCAGGACGCCGAAAUACGGCGCAAGCAGCACCGCGAUGCCGCUUCAUCUCGAGCCCUCAACGUGAAAUCCGGACAGGGAGGCGAAGGCAGAAACGACCAAGGGCCUGGGCAGGAAGGCCGACCGGCUUUCGUGUGUGCAGCAGCUCCAGCCUCUCAGGAGGGAAGGGGGUGGGGCGCGAGCGGUGGCAGAGGUGAAGCUAGUGGGGAGAGAGCACGGGAGAUGAGCCGCGCAGGCCACGAAGCCCGCGGCAGGGGAAGGGGGACUGUAGGCGGCGGCCUCAACGGCGGAGACGAUGGAGAUGACGACGACGAUGACGCAGAGGCGCGCGAGAGAGCUCUGCGGAAGAACGCGUUUGCGGCGUCCCUGUGCAACGGCGUGACGAGCAAAGCCGACGGGGGCGGCAGGGGAGGCGGCGAGGGGGAGAGAGACGAGGACGGGAAGAAGAAAGGCCGCCAAGCCGCUUGUGAGCUCUCGAGUGCAGGUGACCAAGCUGGGUCGUCACCUAGCUCGCUGAAGAACGGCGCAUCGGAAGAGGGCUGGGGCAGCUGGAACCCGUUCAAGCGGCGCCUGCACCUGCUCAGGCAGCUCGGAGAAGAGGAGGAAGAGGAGGACGACGAGGAAGACGAAGGGCCGGUGAGAACCGACGCGAAAGCCGAUGCACUCGCCUCAUCCGCGGCUGGGAACGUGGGCAUUCCUCCGUUGUCGACCUCGUCCUCGUGCUCUGCUUCAGCUCCAGGGCUUGGCUCAGCAGCGCCGUGGGGACCACAGAGACAGGAAGGAGACAGGUGCGCGCGAGACGGAGAGAGCUUAGGGCCUGCGUUGCCGUCUGCGGCGUCCUUCGCGGAAUCGAGAAAGCGAAAUGGCGACCGAUGCCGCUCAAGUUCUACAGCUGAGCAGCGCGUGGCGACAGACGACGGGUACGGACAGAAGGACGCGGGCGAUCACCAGCGGAGAAACGGAGUCUGCUUCCUCGACAGCAAGUCGUCUGUUUCCACGUCUCCGCCGCACUCCUCGCCCUCCGUGUCGAAGCAUACGGAUUUCCGCCGGGUGAACGCCUCUUCGUCCGGGGGUGUCUACGCGGAGCGGAAGGAAGCGUGCCGAAAUGAAGGCGAGCGCGAACCCGAGAACGAAAGCGGGCAGGAGAGCGCGGGCAGCCGAGGCGACAGAGGAGGACGAAAGCGGCCGGGGUCGCAGGAGCGCAGGAGCCGAGGAGGUCAGCGAAGGGAUCGGAGAUCAAGUGGAGGGAGCGGGAGGAGAGAAGAGAGACGAGGCGCAAAGAGAACAAACUUUCGAGCCUCCUUCGCGAGCUGGGAGCAGGAGAGAGAGAGCGAAACAGGCACCGAUGACUCGAAUUCCAGUCGGUCGUCGUGCCUAUCUUCGCUGUCGGAUGAAGAUCGCAUGAAGCGAGGAGAGAGACCUGCGCGCUUCAAGGCACGAGGCCGAGAUCCCGGGCGUGGCGCGAGGGGCCCCACGUCGACGAAGAGAGGGCGGCGAGGCGACAGGCAGGAGCGAGCAGACCGGUGGCGAGAGGGGGGGUACGAAACGGACGAGGAGGGGGAUCAAGAGGGAGAUCUGCGACGGCAAGAAAGACACGGCGGGAAACGCGCGUCUGCUUCACUGAAGAGGAAAGGCGUGACCGCGCGAGGCCCACCUCUCGUGUCUCUGCCUGCUCUGCGAAAGAGGCUCCGCAUCUCCACAACCGUAAACGGCACGCCUGUGGGAGUCGUGGCCUUCAAUGCUCUCCGGAGCGGCGAUGGGGAUGGCGGUCCUUUUUCGCUAUUCCCGAGCGCAGUUUCCGCUUUUCUAGCCAGCGAGCGUGGCCGGCAGGGCGAGGACUCACGAGAAGAUGAAGCGUGGCUGAGAUGCGCAGGACGCGAGGCAGGACAGGAAGGCACAGGAAGGGACGGCGCAUUGCUCUGUUGCUCGGCGAUUCGAAAGAAGAGCCGGCGAGGAGAGGGGCGCGACUCGCUACCGGAUGAUGCAAGGCGAGCAGAAGGCGAGACAGCACACGAAACAGACGAAAAAGAGCGACCACACCUCAGGCCGCCGGCGAGGGCAAAGUGGGUCGGGGGGGAACCGGGUGUUCCGUCUUCUGCGGCGGCCGCCUCUGGCGUCGGCGGUUUGUUCAUUCUAAUCGACAUCGCGACGGGCGCGCUGCGCGUGUCGUCACUGGGCGACUUGUCUCUGCCCGUUGAUGAGCCGUUCUGCGUCUGCAGGUACGUGACGGUGAAGAGGGACGGCGCCUCUCGCAAGUCUGCGCGUGCGUCCUCCAACGGCCGUGCUUCUCCGUCUGCCUUGUCGCUUGAUUAUGCCGCGACGGGAGGAGGCGCAGCUGCCGCUGCCGAUGAACAGGGCGGGGCCGUGUGCGCUGAGCGCAGCAGUGCGAGAUGUGGUGACGCAAGCGGCUCCGAGAAGAGCGUCUUGGAGGCAUUAGAAGGAAACGGAGAGCGUGAAGAAGAAACGGGGAGCGGGCACUGUCUUCUGGUGCUCACAGUCUACGCAAAGCUUUACGUCCUUCAACUGCGCGACGACGUAGCGCCGCCGCCCGGCGCCUCGUCUGGCGUUUCUCCGUGGCCUCUCGCAUUCUUCGCAGCGGCUGGCGCAUGUGGAGAGGACAGUUCGGCGAGGCCUCAGAGGAGAGCGGACGACGAUGAGAGGUGCUUCGCUGGAUUCUCCCGGUUGCCGUUCUGCCCUCGCUCACCUGGGUGGGUGACAAGGGGCCUCGGCGGUCUCCGGUGUGCCGCAUCCCCGCCAGCGAGAGGCGCGUGGAAAACUCGCCUGGGUGCGUCCCCUCUCUCCUCGCCGCUUUUGUCUUUCGCUGAGGCGCCAGUAUUCUGCCACCUCGUGUACUUCGCGGAUCUCGCUCCGCUGUGCGAGAGCCAGGAAGGUGGAGACGGCGACGCAGCAGACAGCGCGGAGCCGCAGCCUCUCGGUUGGAUGGCUUCGUGCGCGGGCGGCGCCCACCAGGCGAGGAGCGGGUCCGCCGGGAAAGAUGCCUCGGUGGCCUCGAAAAUCGCGUGGGUUGAGAUCCGCCAUCGACCAGCUUCGUUGACGGCGCUGCUCGGCCGCCACGCGGCGUCCGUGGAGCACGACACCCGUAGCGAGACGCGGAAGCGCGGGCGCGCGGCGGCAGACGAGGAUGAACAAAGGCGGGGAAGCGGAGGUGUGGCGGACGCAGAGAGAGGGAGGGGAGCUGUGAGAGCCCUUCUCAGACAGGUCUUUGGCGCAGAGGGAGCGCAGGACUGGAUUCAAGUCGUCGUUGGCUUCGCCUCCGGCAGGAUCUGCGCUUCUCUCCCCCCCGCCCCCUAUGGGGGAGCUCUCGCCGCGGGCCUCGCUCCCCUGUCUCCGGCUGCCCUUUCUUCCGGCCGACAGCUGACUGCGGCGGUCUCCGCUUCAGAGGAGGCGAGACGACACGGAGGCGACGCGUGGGUCGCGGGAAAGCGCGGCCUGGCAAGCACUCUCAGAGAAGAAGGCGCGGCUCUUCUCGGGGGCUCGCUCGAUCGCGAGAAGGACAGGCGAGCGGGCGGGUCGGAGUUCCCAUCAGAGAGGCAGGCUUGCCGCGGAGGCGGCGCGGGUCACCGAGGCCAGUGGCCUUGCAACGGCGAAGACGACAGCCUCGAGAGCGGACGAGAUCUUACCUUUGUGCGCAUUGACGACCUCUCCUUUCAGCAAUCUGAUUUCUUCUCCAUUCUCAGCUGGAAGCACCGCUUGCCCGUUUUCUCGCCUGGCGGAGAGCGCGAUGGGUCUGCGACCGAAGCGCAGGAGGCACGAGGCGUGGAUGCGCGCUCCGCAGAUCUAGCGGCUGCUGAGGCGCCUGGCGGCGCUUCGCGGGAGGCACGCGCAAGCGCUCGCGCAUCCGGUUCUGCCGUUCGCGCGCCCGGACUCGCCGGGGGAGAAGCGAGAGCCGCAGAGAGCGACCCGCACGGAGACGGCAGCAGCGAGGCGCCGCUGCGUGAGCAGGUGCAGAAGGCGGUGGCGGCCCAGCAGGGCGCCCUGUUCAGUUUCCUGCUGCAGGGACGCGUCCUUGGGUCGCACUUCGCUGCGCUCCUCGGCGCGACGCCGCAGGACUUGGCGGCGAUGCGAAGGAAGACGAUGGACGAGCUUUUAAGUCGAGGCGAGCCAGAGGGCCGUGGCGGAGACGCGCCAGAGGAAGAGCAAGAGGAGGGCGACGCGGGGGAGAUGGGUGCGGCGGAGGAGAUGGCGACUCAGCGGGGCGAAGGCGACGCGUCGAAAAACCAGCCGGCAGACAAGGAUGCAGAAAAGGAGAAGAGCAAAACAGAAGGCGAGGAGGACCAGGAGGUGCGCAGAGAGCUGGAGAGGAAGCCGUACCGUGGGGUGGUGGCUACCAAGCCGAUCGUUCUAAGCGAAGACGAGGACAAGUCUCAGGGCAGGCCAGCGCAUUUGAAAAGUAGAGGAAACGACACACCCACAUCCGAGGAGGACGAGAUGCGCCGCGCAGAGCCAGGAGCGGCGCGGGGUGCCGCGUUCAGAGAAGGCGCAGUCGACGGGGAGAAAGAUGCUGGCGACUUGCAGAUGCCGUCUCAGCGCCAAACAGUGGAGCACCUCGAGCAACAGGUGAAGCGGGCGCUUCUGCUGGGUUCGUCGUCGGACUUUCUUUACUGGCUGGCGGCUCUGCUGCGGCGGCAGUGCGAACUUCUUCUUCUUCCUCAACUUCGCGCGGCCGCUCGCUUUUUCUUCAACGCUCACCUCGCCUGGCUACGCCGGCUCCUCGCGGGCCUGAAAGAAGCAGAGCGAGCUGUUUCGCUCGAGCUGCAGAGCGCCCUUCGCGCGCUCACACGCCUCCGGAAAGCAGCUCCUUCCUCGCGUGAAUCCGCGCCUUUUUUCCUCUCUGAAAGUCCGCUGGAGGGGGGGGAUGCUUGGAGCGUGGAGAGAGACGACGAAACAGAAGAGGAACGGUGGAACUGCGACGGCAGCGGAAGCGGCCCGACGUCCGCCCUUGUGGAUUGGCGCCUCCUGGCGUCGCUGCGCCUUUCCGCCGAAGAGGCAGGGCAUCAAAUUCUGCGAGUUCUCAGCGCCAUCAAGAGAGACGAACAAGCGCGGAGCUGCCUGCCGGGUUGCAAAGGCGCAGAAACACGCUUCCACGAAGAUGAAGAGGGAGUCUCGCGCGCAAGGUCGGAGCGCAUGCAGGCUCUCGCCCAGGCGGAAACAGAUGUCGAGGAGGCUGCCGCCGCGAUCGCUCGAACGCAGAAAGAAAUCGAGAGUGCCGUCGCGUCUCUCGAGUCGCGCAGAGAGGAAAGGAAGUCUGUUUUGCUCCUCGUAGGCGAGGGUACUGUGGAGCAACGCCGCAGAGAAAAGAAGAUGCGGAAGACGUGCGCGGGCUCGCUCUUCUCGUAUCUCUCCGCCUCCGACCAGGAGGACGAGGCUGAGAAAGAGGCCACGCGGCGGGCCGAGGCCGAGGCUUUCAUGGAAGACAUUUUCUAG